Messenger RNA from Musca vetustissima, 985 nucleotides. Its product is annotated as ras-related and estrogen-regulated growth inhibitor. Bases 14 to 985 code for a protein of 323 amino acids. The transcript is spliced from 3 exons. The record is from RefSeq and is a predicted model, not a curated record. NCBI's taxonomy places the organism in Eukaryota, Metazoa, Arthropoda, Insecta, Diptera, Muscidae. Gene Ontology annotation, molecular function: GTPase activity; GTP binding.
UUCAUCGUGUCCAAUGAAUACAACAUCACCGAAGUCCUCGUUGGCUAAACUUGGUAUUCAUACCAAACAGAAAUCUCUGAAGGUUAUGGUUCUGGGUCAAAGUGGUGUGGGUAAAACCGCUAUGGUUGUACGAUUCAUUACACGCCGUUACAUUGGUGAAUAUGAUCCGAAUUUGGAAAAAGUUUAUACCUUUAAUACAACGCUAGACAAUGAUUAUGUUCAAUUUGAUAUAUUGGAUGCUACGGGACAACAAAAUGAAAACGAUUGCAGUAAUUUGGAAACAAAUAUACGUUGGGCUGACGCCUUCAUUUUAAUGUACUCAGUUACCGACAAGUGCAGUUUCGACGAAUGCAAUCGUCUGAAAUUUCUCAUCAAUUACAAUAAGAAGCGGCGUAAGUUGGGCUCAAACAGUAAGGACGGUAUGGCGGAUGUCCCCGUCAUAUUAGUGGGAAAUAAAAACGAUCAAACUGGUGAUCGUAUGGUCAGUGUAGAGGAGGGUCGAAGGAGAUUUCAAGAAUUAUCCUGUGCCUGUUUCCAUGAGAUCUCAGUUAGAGAGAGUGUGGAUCAGGUCCAGGAUGUAUUUCGAGAUGUUUUCCGGUUUUGGCGAGUAUCUAGCAAAAAUCCCAAACUCAAACGUUCCACAAGUGAUGUUCAAAACGAGGCCAUAAGUCCAGAUUCCGGUUGUUCAUUCUAUGAGACCGCCUCUCUGGUCAAUGAAACAAGACGUUCCUUUUUGGUGAUAGGCAGUGCAUGCCCGGAGGAGAAUGACCAUUCCGAAUCAAAUGACGAUAUGAGAUCUAGCAGCUUGAAUAGUUCUCACAGUGAAUUGGAGACACCAUUCCGCAGUCGUGCAUCGACAGAUGGUACAUUGUUGUCGAGGCCACGACGUUGGCGUUAUCCACCACCAGGCUGUCUUCUACCGCACACAAAUCGGGUCGAACGACGCAUGAGCAUUUCGACAAGAGGCAGCAAUGCCAGCUAUUGA